AUGGGAUACGUCGCCUUGCGCCGGAUGAGGGGAUGGGUCCUCUUCCUCGUCACCUUCAACUUUCUCUUCACCAUCGGCUGGUACUCCUACAUCGGCUACCUGAUAGAGCAAAACAAAAAAUCAGGGUCCUCGGACGGUCUCCUUUGGGGCGACUGGGUCCUCAUCCUCUCGGCUAUCAUCUACCUCAUCAGCUAUAUCUACUCCCUCAGGUCGAGUCCCCGCACCGGAAAAGGCUACAAGUACAUCCGCGCCUUCCUCCUCCUCAUCCCAACCGUCGUGAUCCUUUACCUUCGACUGAAAUAUGUCGCAUUCGUUAACGAAAACAACUACAGAGGUUCAUCGCCCUUUGAGUGCACGUAUAUCGGGGAUUACAUAUGCUACCUGAGCAACACCGUCUUUUUCUGGAAUCUUAUCAUGGCGUUCUUUAUCCUCUUCGAGAUCGGAGCGACGCUCGCCUGGGGACCCUUGGAGGCGCCACAUCAGUUUGGGGGUCCCAAUGGAGGAUAUUCACAGGAUACCAAUGUUGUCAUGGUCAGUCCGCAGCCAUACUACCCUCAACAGCAGUACUACCCUAAUAUGGCGCAGCAACCUGUUUUGUUGGACCAACAGAACCCGUCUUACAAGAUCGACAACAACGUCCAACAGCCAUACCCACACUUAUACCAGCAGCCUCUACAACAACAGCAGCACCCAUACCAGCCACAACCAGCUACUCCAGGAGGAUAUAUCACACAACAGCAGCCAAUUUCUCCUGGAGGAUAUAUCUCGCAGCAACCCCCUUCUCCAGGUGGACAUGCGUCUCAGCCAUCACCAAGGGCAAGUUUUACCUCCCAGCCAUCACCAGGGGCAGGAUACAUCUCUCAGGUGGAGCAGUAUGAGUUGCUCCAGCAGCAACAGCAGCAACAACAAAUGCUUCAGCAGCAGCAGCGACAGCAGAGUUUUGCUCAGCCAGCACCUUCGACUCCUUAUGGAUAUUAA
Molecule: messenger RNA, 978 nt
Organism: Linnemannia hyalina
Lineage: Eukaryota; Fungi; Mortierellomycota; Mortierellomycetes; Mortierellales; Mortierellaceae
Source: the annotation of a GenBank genome assembly